UUUUUGCUGACUGACCUGACUCAUGCUGACAAGAAAAAGCGAGUCAUGAGCCUACAAGAACACGAUACUCCUGAAGAAGAGGCUUCGGAUAAGAUUAUUCACAACGAACUCUUACUUGAAUCCAUCGCUCACAAUGUCGACCCUCUUCUUUUAUGUCACCUACUAAUAACUCGCUCUUCUGGUGAGAUAUUUAACAAAAAUGACAAAGAGAACGUUGAAAAAAAAGAAGACAGUUCACAAAAAGUAGACCAAAUUUUAGAUUUCUUAAAAGAGAGACUGCAUCUAAAGCCAGCCUUCCACCUUCUGGACUGCUUAAGAUGUACCUCUCUCUCUCCCUCUCUUCCUUUACCAGUCAAGAGGACGUUCCUGUGGUUCACGCCUUCACCAGAAUACGCAGCAAUGGCCGUCCACACUGUAGAGACAUCCAAUCACAAGUCGGCUGCCCUCCAGCCAUUUUUCUGGCCUCUCCGUCACUCCCCCAGCCCCCCUAAUGGCAGCUACCUCUAUCAUGUUUGUAACAUAUUCGUCUCCAUGGAUACUCAGCUUGUCUUGGUUUUUCCAGAAAGUGAGACGACCGACGAAGAGACUUGGGGCAAUAUAGUGACCAGCUGUACAGAACAAUGGAGAAACACUGAUAUAGUAAUCCUUUAUAGUGGACUCUGUGUAACUGAUAACGAACUGCCCACUAACACUCCUCAAUCUACUACUCAACCUCCUCCUCUCUCUUCGACAGCCUCAGCCAAUCUUCCUCCAAGUGCACCUGUUCCCACUCCAUUAUCUGUUUUAUCUGGUCCUCUUAUCUUUAAGACAUCUUUUUGUACUGAAGGACUGAUAAGAGAUCUCAAGUUGAAGGAGUCGAGAAGAGAAGACAGCUGGAGCAGGGAUAGUUUUGAUGAAAUAUCUGAUGAAAUUCAUCACCAUCGACAAGGCCUUUGGUUAAGACGACUCCUGCUUGAAAUUGAUAGAGUCAGGAAUGGUGACAGAUCACAAUGGCUACAAGACCUAGAGUGGGGAGAAGUGAAACCUUCUCUCACUGAAUACCAGAAAAAACUACUAGCCGACAACCUUAGUCUUUGGAAGAGCGGGGAGCUUAAAGAAUACCUAGUUACUACGAGAGAAUGGAUGAAAAAAGAUGACAGCUUGCUAGGUGUUGUUCCUUCAGCGAUUGAGAAUAGUUCGAAUAUUUUACAAAGUAUAGAACCAGCUGUUUGCCACCCAUUGCCAAUACCAAACCAGCUGACAUUUAGUGUUAAAGACGAACUACCUGCUAAUGUGCCUGUUCUAUUUAAAGGAUUACGUCCGACGUUAGUUACUUCUGCGGUACUUCCCGCCCAUCUUGCCACGCUCAAAAUGCGUUGCCUAGCAACUCGUUCCUGUUGCAAGUUGACUCUCGAGUGUUUAUCAAUGCAUAUUGAUACUUGUAAUCAACUCUGAUUCUUACUAUUUAUACUUAUUAUUGUGUUGAUUAUUAUAUUGAUUAUUAAUAAAAUUAAUUUUAAUAA
Messenger RNA from Amphimedon queenslandica, 1502 nucleotides. RefSeq lists its product as uncharacterized. The record is from RefSeq and is a predicted model, not a curated record. Bases 46 to 1434 code for a protein of 462 amino acids. The transcript is spliced from 2 exons. NCBI's taxonomy places the organism in Eukaryota, Metazoa, Porifera, Demospongiae, Haplosclerida, Niphatidae.